Messenger RNA from Varanus komodoensis (Komodo dragon), 7074 nucleotides. It is a transcript of the gene NHLRC1, whose product is annotated as NHL repeat containing E3 ubiquitin protein ligase 1. The record is from RefSeq and is a predicted model, not a curated record. NCBI's taxonomy places the organism in Eukaryota, Metazoa, Chordata, Lepidosauria, Squamata, Varanidae. Gene Ontology annotation, biological process: protein polyubiquitination; proteasome-mediated ubiquitin-dependent protein catabolic process; negative regulation of translation. Bases 4274 to 5476 code for a protein of 400 amino acids. The transcript has 2 exons. Gene Ontology annotation, molecular function: ubiquitin protein ligase activity; translation repressor activity; protein binding.
UUAUGUCAGAAUGGUUGGUGCAAUUCAUUAGCUGAGUUGUCAUCUCGACCUGCUCUACUACAUCCGUGAGUCUUUCACUGUGCUUAAGCAGCUGGUCCCUCUGUUCCUGUCACUCUGUGCCCUUAUUCGAAGACUCUCUACUGGGAAGAAAAUCCUGCAGCUGAGGAAACGGCUGCUGCCACAUGAACUCCUCCUUUUGCUCUGGGGAAAUUGAGAGGCAAGAGCAAAGAGAAACAGCUGGCGAUUUAUGAAACAACCCUCCCUACCACCAGUUUUUAUAUUUUAUGUGGGCUCUUUUUAUGGGAAAAAUAUGGAACUUUGCUCAAGGGUGGGGUGAUGGUAAUGCUAUUUUUUACAGUUUGGGCAUGAAUAAGAAGAUGCCAUGUUAUGAAGGCACCUAGGCAAAAAAUGAAAAUAGCAGUCUUGCCCAAGGGAAAGAUAUAGAAUUUCUGAACUUUCUGAGAGCUUCUGAUUGGCCACUGUAAGAAAUAGGAUGCUGGACUGGAUAGGCCCUCAGUGUGGUCUGGCAGGGCCUUAACAACAUAUAGACUUAAUGUGGAUCGGGGCAACUAGGACUUUUCCACUGAGAAUGGCCAAGCUUCUCAAAAGAAAAGCAGACUUGAUAAAUGAAAAGAUAUGUGGACUAACCCAGAGUCAUUUCUUAUACUCCCCAGAUGUUUUGGGCAACAGCUUCCAGUAUUCCUGACCAUUGGUCAUCUUGACAGGAUCUGAAAAGAUAGGAUGUCCAAACCAUUUGGAUGUCACCGUGUUGGGAAAGUCUGCCUUACCCCAUCCCUCUAUUUCCCCAGACUCCCAAAUUCCUCAACAGAAUUGAAUAUGAUAGAAUGUAAAUCAUCAUGGUUAUUCCAGUCUGGCCAAGGAAUCCUUAAUUCUGGGAAUUCAAUAGGCUGAGCACAGGGCCUCUUUUCAGCUUUGGCAGAAGAGCAAGCUCCUGUUCUAGGAUUCCACCUUUAGCUAAUCCAGGCAUCUACAGCUAAACACCUGGAGGCUGAAGAACUAUCCUACUCAAAAAGAAAAAAAAAGCCAUGGAGCAAUGCCCAGUUCAAGAUAAAGCCAUCCAGACUGAGCCAAUCCACUCUUCCUCCUGCUUUUCCACCUCCACUCCCUUCCAGUAGGCAGACAGAGUUCCAUCACCACUCAGUACACUCUGUCCUGUUUGGGCUGUUCUAAGUUUUUCCCCACUUUAAGGGUUUUUUCCUUAAAGUUUUGUUUUUUACUUUUGCAAACUUUGGGUUCCCUGCAAACCUGCUGACACAGUCACAUGUGUGCAUGGUUCUACUUUGGUUUCAUAAGGAUUUACAUGCACCCCAAACAUUGAAAAUAAAAACUGGUUCUAAAGGGGAACUCCACUAAUCACACCUAAGUUUUCUCACUGCUAGCAUAGGGAAGCUACUGGAAUCUGCUAGACUGAGUAAAGUGCUAAAAUUCUUUGAAGAUGUGGCUUAAAGAUCAACAGGUGCCAGCACUCUCAAGCAUCAUAGCCAAAACUAUUUUUAGGGUAGCCAUGUGUCCUCUUUUAUACAGAACAGUACCCUGUUCAAAGCACUGCCAGAGGAAUGCAUUCUGUCCCUCCCAAAUCAGUUUUAAUGAUAAAGAACUUAAGGGAGCAGUCCUACAGCCCUUGGAAGCCUCUGAGGACCCACAAAACAUUUCCAUUUGCUUGCUCCAUGGCAGGAGAGAGUGCUCUGGGCUCUUUUAUGAGACCUGGAGCUCUGACAGCCGCACUUGGUAUUGGGCAUAAAAAGAACUGCACCAACUGCUUCUCCAAAUGCUUUCUCUAGAUGGGCCAAAAAUCCCAUCUAGAAAAAUGCAAGGGAGGUGUACAGGGAGGCAAAAGACACAACCCUUAGGAUCAAGGAUGCAACCCAAAGGAUUGUGCCCAUAAUACCUGUUACCCAUCAUCAGAUAGCACUUGAAUACCGGGCACACAGGUCACCUGGUUGCAGUCCUCCACUCUAAAGUAAGAUGCUCAGUAUUGCUAUAUUACUGUGUGAUUUUUUUUUCUGUGCACAUGAAUUACAUGCAGAUUCACAUCCUUUGUCCUACUACUAAGUGAUGCAUUUCCUUUUUCAAAAAUCAAGUUGUAAGUGGAUGUCCUAUCUAAAGAGUUGUGGCUACAUUUCCUCUUUUGUAUCAAAUUGCUACCCAACCCAGAACAUAACGUUGGUCCUCUAGGGUUUUGCAACAGACUUCCUUGGCUGAGUAUCUUUUUGAUUGCUACAGCCUCCUCACAAGGGUGUCUUUUGAGAAGACCUCUGAGCUUGUUCUUAUUUAUUAUAUUUCUAAAAUUACACCCUAUCCUUCAAUGGCCAAUUGCCAUUCUCAGUUUAAAUUUCCAUACCCUUCAUAAUUGUAUCAUGCAAGGUGGGUAGUGAGUUCUUCCUCCCUGCAAGACAAGCUACACAUGCAUCCAUUCACACAUUGGGAGUGUUUUAUGACACCAGCAUGACAAUCCACACUGCUGUAUGAGCCACAGGGCCAAGCUGAUGUGCCCAACACGACUGGGCACUUUGCAGGAGCUUGCAUGCCUCCUUCCCCCUUGGUCCUCCUGCAGGGGACCUUGUGGCAGCAGCAAGGUUUCCUGGCCCCAUUGCUGCAGGGAUCCCAGAAGGCCUUGACACAGCAACAUGGGAGGGGCAAAAGUGGAGCAGGAGUCUUUCCCCUGUGCUGCUGGUGGAAACUAAAAGGGCUAAUGGCAGUAGAACAGGGCAGGGAAGCAGCCAUCAGUUUGCCUGAACUGCUCUCUGCCCCGUGGUGUAAUUGAGAGGUUGAGAGGAUUUGCAGUGGCAACAAGGGAGCCAGGAUUGCUGCUCCCAAAUUAAGAGGUGUCACCAGUGAUUACUUCUGUAUGGUAGAUCCAAAAAGCUUUGUCACAUUUGCAGGCAGCAGGGGAAACCCCUGACAGCUGCUCUCAAGUGCCACUUGGACACAUUGGAGGUAGUCAUCACCUAGUUAUUAUUAUUAUUAUAACAUUUCUAUGCCGCCCUUUGCCGAAACCUCGGGGUGGCUUACAACAUGAUAAAAUAGUUGGUAAGUGACAGUUUCAGAAGCAGUUCAGAAGAGGAAGCAGUUUCAGUCAGUUAUUCAGCUGAACCAACCUCCUUUUCCUCCACUGCCAGUCCAAAACAGCAGGAGUGCCAGGGAACUGGGGGUUGCUAGCAGCAGUGAAUAGGAUAAACUUUUGCCUCUGGAGCACUUUGGGGCAGCUGUCGGAGGUGCCUCCUAGCUAGCCAGUUGACAAGAGCAGCAAGGGGGCUUUAUUCCUCUGGCCAAGUACUAAUUGGGUUUAACCCAUGAUAGAUCAUGUCAUCAAGAUUCAGACAACAAGGCAACCCAUCCCAGUUCAGGCAGCACCAACUACAAGGUCAUGGGUUCUCAGAGUGGCUUAUAAGCCAAAAAUAAGCCACUCUAACAAACCUGUUCUGGGUUUGCAUGACAUGACACCCACUGUGACUUGUAAACCUUGGUGGGUUGUCAUGUCAUAUGCACCCAGGCACUGUCUACUUUACAAUUAUAAAAGUAUGGGAGCUUUAUCUUCCGUUGAUUCUAGACAGAGGGGUUGAGAGGAGGAUGAGCUAAGGAUAAAAGUAAAGAGCAAUUGCAGCAGUGGUUGAGAGAGGUGUUGGAGACAGAGAAGUUAAAAUAUGAGGGGGGAAAUCCAGAAAGUGGGAAAAAACAUGCAAGAAAAAGGCAGCAUUAAGGACAGCCUUGUCAGACCAGCAGCGUUAACUGAUCUCCCACUAAAUAAUUAAAGUUACCCUUUAAGACUGCCAAAAUGAUUUAUUUUGGAUAUAUAUGAUGGCAGGGUGUUUAGCAAAGUUUCAGUUGUUAUUAGUGGUACUGAUCUCUGCAAUAGAACUUAUGAAACCAGCUUCUUUCUACUUCCCCCUAAUAUUUGUUAUUAGAUGCAAGGCAACUCAAGUUUAGACAGAAAAUAUUCUGCAACUCCUAGCCAGGCAUUCUGGUUGUGCGACUUUUUCUCUCUAACAGGAAUAGUGAAGUAUAAUACACUGAUUAUGAUAAGUUGAUGGACUCAAAUUUGCUGGACUGAACUGACAAAGAGAGUUUCCUUGAGAGGGCAGCAAACUACAAGCAAUGAUUUCAAUACGAAAUGUAUGUAGCCUUUGAGUUCACCAGGAUGUGUAUAAAGGAAGGCCUCUUAUGUAAGAGGGUCUUGUGACCAAACCAAUGUGACCAGAUAGCCUAGCGCACCACCAGCAGAAGAAUAAUCCUCUUAUGAGUUGUACAACAAAUGUCUGCCAAGGCCUCCAAGGACAUGCAAACAAUGACAGAGCUGCUUGAUCAGGCCGAGGACAGUCUGCUUGAAUGCAAAGUGUGCUUUGAAAAAUACAACCAGCAGAAAAAACACCGGCCAAGGAACUUGCCAUGUGGACACGUGAUAUGCCUGGAAUGUGUCAUGUCUCUGGCCCAUCCCCGGAAUUUGAAGCUGGAGUGCCCUUUCUGUCGUGAAGUUUGCAAAUCGUCCGAGACAAGUGACUGCUUGCCACUGUUGCACCUGAUGGAAAUCUUGAGUCCUUCAGCCAAUAACACUCCAGUUUUGGGAAGGACAAUUGGGAUAGGUGAGGAUGUGGCUAUACCAGCAUCUCAGAGCUUCGUGUUUCGACUCUCCUUUGGAGGAUGGGGAGCACUGAUCAAUCCAACAGGGAUGGCUGUUUGCCAAAGAACUGGCUGUGUAGCAGUGGCUCAUGAUGGCAAGAAGAGGAUCAAGCUGUUCACUUUCAAUGGGGACUGUUUACAGCAGUUUGGAGAAAGAGGACAGGCAGGAAAUGACAUCAGGUACCCAACAGACAUCACAAUUACACUGGACGGUCAUAUUGUUGUCACAGACAGUGGGGAUCGUUCUGUGAAAGUCUUUGAUUUUAAUGGCAGAGGGAAGCUGCUCAUCUCAGAGUCCUUUUCUUUACCCUGGGGUCUGGAUACAACACCUCAGAAUGAUCUUAUCAUGACUGAUUCAGAGGCAGGUACUUUAUAUCGCUUGACAGCAGACUUUAAAAAGGGGGAAUUAAAGGAAGUGACAAAAUUGUAUUCUAACUUGUGCAAUCCAAGAAAAGUAGCUGUUUCUCAGGCCUCAGGAGCACUCGCAGUCAUAGAACAUCUGAUGGCAAAAGAACCAAACUAUGACAGCACCAGAGUGAAAAUAUUCAGUGCAGAUCUGCAGCUCAUUAGUCAAGUAGACAGUUUUGGCUUGAAUCUGGUCUUUCCUUCCAAAAUUUAUGCCAGUGAUGUGACCUUCAGCAGGGAAGGUCAUAUAAUGGUAACUGACACCCACAAUCAAACAGUACUCUGCCUGGGAAAACCAGAAGAAUUUCCUGUGUGUAGACCCAUCAUUACCAGUGGUCUUUCUUAUCCAUUGGCAUUAACUUACACAGCAGAUAAUUCUCUGAUUGUCUUGGAUGGUGGAGAUCAUUCCUUAAAAGUAUAUACUUGUAGCUGAAGCACUUUGAAGGUGCUUUCACAGAGCCGGGGGAAAGUGAUUUGGUCCAUAGCUUACACCAUGGGUCCUCAAACUAUGGCCCACAGGCCAAAUCCAGCCCACCAUGCCCAUUUAACCGGCCCGCCCCAGAGGUUUUGCACUCGUCGCGUGUGUGCGCACAGCUUGCUCAUGCGGAGAUCGUUUUGGACUUGCUCGGAGAAAACGAUCUCCGUGUGAGCAAGCUGCUGCUUCGCCCAGUGCCCUCCACCCCCACUCGCCGUGUGUGUCCCCCCCAUCCCUGCCUCGCCAUGCACACACUCCCCACCCCCUCACCGGCCUGCGCUCCCCCACUGGCACCUCCUUGGCGCCCUGCACCCACUGCCAGCACCUUUCAACUGCCCCCCUGUUGAAAAAGUUUGAGGAGCCCGGCUUACACAAAGAGUACAUGGAAGCUCUUCGUGCAUAACUGUCCAAGUCCUGGGACAGAAGUAAACAAGCCAGAUGUUGUCACCUACAAUUCCCAUUAUCCCUCAUCAUAGGCUAUGUUGGCUAGGGCUAAUGGGAGUUGUGGGGGACCAGUUGCUGACCCCUGCCCAGCAGGACUAGCUGUCACGAAUCUUCUCCACGUUCAAGUUCUGCUGAUGUGAUACAGACUUGAAGCUGUAUCCUGGGAGUAUCAUUUAUUUAUUUAUUUAUUUAUUUAAGCCUUUUAUAGACUAUCCAUCUACUGGUGUCUCAGGAUGGUUUACAACAAAGCAACAGGUAAAAAUAGGGCACAGCAUCCAAUAGUUAGCUAUUAUAAACACCACAUUAAAAACAAUGGGUAGUCAGAUGUGGAGUAAGCCCCACUGGGGUAUUUUUGAGUUCAUUUGUGCAGGAUUACCCUGUAUAUUCACUCUUCCCACAGGAAUUUCUCCUGUAGGAUAUUAUGCAGGCUGUAUAUGAAUACAGUAUUUUUCUCUUGUAGGAUAUCGUGCAGGUUGCGUAUGAACACCGAAUACAACACAGAACUCUAGUACUUUCUGUGUUGGGUUCUCGACAGUUUCAGUUUCUCUUGACUUCCAUGAAAUCAUCCCUUGAGCCAGAUUGUAUCCCCCUCUCUCCCUUGCUGAAACAGUUUUAGGAGAAGAGAUAACAUGCAAGUUGGUAAAAGGUCCCAAUGUAUGAAAAUGUAUGGGUCUCUAGGAACUGACCUAAGAAAUGCCAGCCUGGGACAGCAGCAUUAAUCAGUGCUGCUACACUUUACUAGAUGUGUUGCAAUGCCAUCAUGCAAAACAUUUAAUUGGAGCAAAACCAGUCCAAAAAGGGGCUUGUUUAGGGUGGUGAAGGCAUAGGGAUGACUCACUUUCAUGCUAUUAUACCAGCUUUAUUCACACACCCCAUGGAGCUAGUUAAACUAGUGCAAACCUGCCUAUGCCUAGAACAUCGAGUGAAGCAUUUUCAAGAAUGCUCCACUGGGCAUGCAUUUUACAGAACAGAACUGCUUCAUUUGUUUCACCCUGGAUUUCUCCAACUUCUAAUGACCAUUGCUACCUGCACUGUAAAAGGAUUGCCUGUUUGGUUAUACUAAUAAAUGUAUUAAUUAAUUAAAUUAAAAUUAAAAGCAGCCACAAUUUUAA